CGGCCGCCUGCCCCGCGCGACACGAAUGCGGAAACAGUGCGCGAGCGAGUGAUGUCGCAGAAAAACAAAGAUCAACGGCCGGAGAUUUAAACCGAAAACAAACAAGAUCCGAAUGAAAGGCCUGCAGAGUAGUACGUAGCCUGAGGAAAAGAGACUGAGGAGCCAAUAGACGACCAAAAGAAAGGAGACAAAAGAAAAGCAACAAUGACAGUGAUGUAAGAAAUUCGCAAAAAAGAAAAGAUGAAUAAUAAAUAGAUGGACAAGAAGUUUGGUGACAGAGUCUUAUGUCAGUAAGACAGAAAAUCAACCAAUAAGACUAGUUAAAAUUUGAUUUGGUUUGUUUUAAAAGAUCUUUUGAGAUUCUGGAACAAAAAAUUAUGCAAAGGUCUUGCAAAAGAAAUAAGCAGAUUGCUAAUGGUGAAGACAAAACUAUUUUCUCCGCUGUGCAAAAAAAUCUACAAAAUCGUUUUGAUUUUGCCCAGUUUUUGCCUCAAGAGUUAACUCUGAAAAUUUUCAGUGAACUGGACAUUCGAAGCUUGUCUAAUGCUGCAAUGACUUGCAAAGCGUGGAAUGAUCUGAUCGAAACCAGUGACAGCCUUUGGUACAAUCACUGCCUGACCAUACUGGCUGUCUGCAAGCGGGAGCUGCAGUGGGAUCGAGCACAUGGACUUUCAUGGAAGGUUACUCUGAUGAGGAACUACAAGAAAAGCAACAUAAAACGAGCAUGGUUAGAUGGUCAGUACAGUUACAUUCAUUCUGCAGCCGAGCUUCUACACAACAGUAUGUGUGAAAUGGAUGCAGAUGCUUGGGGAGAGAUACUGGAGGCUGAACUGGAAAGAUAGUGUUGUGUUAAUUUGGACCAUUUAUUGCAGCAUCAUGCACUCACAAAAAAAGCUAAAAGCACUAGAAUAAAAGUAUUUGUUUUAUUCAUCAAAUGGUUUAUGCUUUAAAAAAUAGUAAACAAGAAAUUUUAUUGCAUUUGUCAUCUUUUAAUUGAAUACUUAAAGAUGGAAUUUAUUUAAAAAUUGCAAUUUUAUUGAAAUAUUUAAAAGUAAAGAACCUUUUUUAAGAAAUGCGUUCUACUGUUUUAAGCACUUUUGGGUUUUUUUGUAAAUUUAUCAUGGAGAUUGUGAUAAUAGUACUGUAAAUUUGGUUCCUGUCUGUUUGUACUAUACAGUCAGAAAUAAACCUUGGACAUUGUUUUUUCGA
Molecule: messenger RNA, 1209 nt
Organism: Rhincodon typus (whale shark)
Lineage: Eukaryota; Metazoa; Chordata; Chondrichthyes; Orectolobiformes; Rhincodontidae
Product: F-box only protein 48
Exons: 3
Coding region: 378-842 (154 amino acids)
Molecular function (GO): protein binding
Source: RefSeq, a predicted model, not a curated record